AAAUAUAAGAGGCGAGGAAGGCUCAAGGCAGGCAGACAGAAAGGCUCAGGACAGGCGGCGGUCUUUAAUAAUCUCUUCAAAAUGCUGAUUAAAGUCAAGACACUGACUGGGAAGGAGAUUGAGAUUGACAUCGAGCCGACAGACAAGGUGGAGCGGAUCAAGGAGCGGGUGGAGGAGAAGGAGGGCAUCCCACCACCCCAGCAGCGCCUCAUCUUCUCCGGCAAGCAAAUGAAUGAUGAAAAGACAGCAGCUGACUACAAGGUCCAAGGAGGCUCAGUGCUUCAUCUGGUGCUGGCUCUGAGAGGGGGACUGUCUUCCUAGGUGCUGUCUCCCCCUCUCUCUCCUCUUCCUCCUGUUUCUUCCUAUCCUCUUCUUCCUCCCAGCACUCACUAAGUAAGCUCUGGAAACUAAAGCACCUCCAGUAAGGUUAUCUGGGGAAACAAGGCAGGAACUCUGAAGAUCUUCACCAUUAACUGAUUAUUUGACACUUUCCAUUUCCUUUUAAGAGUUUGAGAACAACCAUUUUUUUUUUUUGCUAAUUGAAGUUGCUUUUUUUUUUCCUGGUUAUUGAUGUAUUUUUCCAUGCUGUGAAUUGUGUAAGAAUGUUAUUAAGUUGAAGAAUAAGUGCAGUUUGCAUCAAUGUCCUAUGAAAUGCUUCAGCUUUGACAUGCAUGACUGAGAAACAAGUGGUUUAUAUUUCAAGGUCUUAUUGUGGGCAGAUGCUGUGUGUGAGAUAGGCAAGAUGUUUCCCAUUCAGUAUCCCUGUGUCCUCAGUUCCUCUAUAUUUAUUAUUAGCCAAGACUGUGGGGCCCAUGUUACCUUGGGUCUACUCUUCACCUGAGGGAUUAUCACCACCACCACUACUACUAUAGUACUAGUACUACCAUAGUUUAUUUACAGUGAUACUAUAUAUCUCAAUGUUAAUAAUGAAAGAUACACCAUUGUGGCUAAUAGCUUGCUUUCAUUAUCUACAAUAUAAGCUAUAAUGACCACUUCCAGCAUUUUGCCUGAUGUUCUUUGUGUCGUCAUUGAUACACACAUUGCUAGGACCUUCAGCAUACAUCCAGUCUUCGAAGGGUGUGUCCUCCAACCAAACACAUGAUAGUUUACGUAGCUUGCAGUUAAGAGCCAGUGGUUAUCAUAUUGAGGCCAACACUAUAGAAGGAGUGAAGUUAUGUACCCUGGGUUUGGCAGCGAGUCAGCACCCAGCAUUGAGUAAGCUGCCUCUCCCUACUGCAGCUGCAUUGAUUCUAUGUUCGUACCAUGAUAUGUUGAGAGUUACAAUUAAAAGUUUUGUAUA
Molecule: messenger RNA, 1300 nt
Organism: Portunus trituberculatus (swimming crab)
Lineage: Eukaryota; Metazoa; Arthropoda; Malacostraca; Decapoda; Portunidae
Gene: Nedd8
Product: NEDD8
Exons: 4
Coding region: 82-321 (79 amino acids)
Biological process (GO): regulation of proteolysis; protein neddylation; modification-dependent protein catabolic process
Cellular component (GO): nucleus; cytoplasm
Molecular function (GO): ubiquitin protein ligase binding; protein tag activity
Source: RefSeq, a predicted model, not a curated record